CACCAAGAAGUCUCGCCCUGACGUGCUGUCUGUUCACAUUGUUUGGUGACUCUCCCUUGGUUAGUAAUAAAAGGUUGGUUUUGUUUUGAGGCCUCCAUUAGUUGCUUUCCUUCCUGGUUUUGCACUUUUGUAUCAUCUCUCUCAGAAGCAAUGGCAGCAGAGAACCCCAAGUCCAUUUAUGAUUUCACAGUCAAGGAUAUGAAAGAAAAUGAUGUGACUCUGAGUAGCUACAGAGGAAAGGUUCUUCUUAUUGUUAAUGUUGCUUCCAAAUGUGGAUUGACUCAUUCCAACUACAAGGAGUUGAAUGUUGUAUAUGAAAAAUACAAGGACCAAGGUUUUGAGAUCUUAGCAUUUCCCUGCAACCAGUUCAUGAGUCAAGAACCUGGAAGCAAUGAAGAGAUUCAGGAGGUAGAUUGCACCAUAUUCAAAGCCGAGUUCCCCAUCUUUGACAAGAUUGAAGUGAAUGGGAAAAAUGCUGCACCUCUCUACAAAUUUCUGAAAUCCCAGCAAGGUGGUAUACUCGGUGAUGCCAUAAAGUGGAACUUCACUAAGUUUCUCGUGAACAAGAAUGGCAAGGUCGUCGACAGAUAUGCACCCACCACUUCACCGUUGAAAAUAGAGAAAGAUAUUCAGAAAUUGUUGGAAGCAUGAGCAUGUUCAAGUUUUUCGUCUAUGUUUUAUGCUGGUGAUAAGGGGCUGUACAUGCUUGUUUCAGUUGAAGUUAUGGGACACCAGAAUCUAUCCUCAUUGUAAUAAGUCACAUCCUGUAGGGCUGUUGACAUUUGUUAGAAAUUUCUUGUGAUAUCGACAUUGACAUUCUGAUAGCAUUGCCAUUAUAUAUUAUGAACAAAAUUAUUGUAGUAAAGAAUUUGAGUAUCAACAGAAUGAUAUAUUGUUAAA
Molecule: messenger RNA, 900 nt
Organism: Zingiber officinale
Lineage: Eukaryota; Viridiplantae; Streptophyta; Magnoliopsida; Zingiberales; Zingiberaceae
Product: probable glutathione peroxidase 2
Exons: 6
Coding region: 151-651 (166 amino acids)
Biological process (GO): response to oxidative stress
Cellular component (GO): cytosol
Molecular function (GO): glutathione peroxidase activity
Source: RefSeq, a predicted model, not a curated record